AUGACGGCUAGUUUUUCAAAUAAGCUUAGGUUCCGUGAAUCGCCAGCAUUUUUGUGCAUUCAGGGCAUUGGUUCGUCGAGUAUAGCGUCAACAAGAUCCGUCAGUGUAGCAGUUGCUGCACGGUCUAGUGAGAUUUCGUCGUAUGCCGAGGAGAUGUGUUUCCAUGUUUUGCCGAAGCUAACAUUGGCGUUACCGACAGCAAGCUUCAAUCCAUCGCAGUUGUGUCUACCAGAAGCAGCAGCUCUUGCCGAUCCCUGGUUUUAUGAAUCCGGUCCGAUUGACAUGAUUAUCGGGGCGGAGUAUUACGUCGACCUGUUUGAAGAGGGUAGAUACAAGGCAACUGAAGACGGGCCUACUCUGCAGAAAACUGUUUUUGGCUGGAUAGUAUCCGGUCGCGUUCCUAGUUCAUCAUCUAGUGGUGCAAUUUCGACGACCAACGUUUGUUCAACAGCCGAGAUUCAAGAUCAAUUAGCCAAGUUUUGGGAGUUAGAAACUUGUCGAACAACCAGCACGAAUUCCACGGAAGAGUCGGCGUGCGAGAAAAUCUUCAGCGAGACUACAUUCAGAGAUGAGACGGGAAGAUUCGUAGUCACACUUCCAAAAAGGCAAUCGAUCAUCAAGCAGCUCGGUGAUUCUAAAGGUACAGCUGUUAAGCGGUUUAUGAGUUUAGAGCGACGUCUGGCAGCGAACCCGGAGUUGAAAGCGCAGUACAGUGAAUUUAUACACGAGUAUCAAGCUCUUGGUCAUAUGAGCGAAGUCGUCGAAGAUACUUCAGACACCGUUUACCACCUGCCACAUCACGCUGUUUUGAAACCUGACAGCACGACUACGAAGCUGCGCGUAGUGUUUGACGCUUCAUGUCGAACUAGCUCAGGGUACUCUCUGAACGAUGCUCUAAUGGUCGGUCCUGUCGUACAAGACGAUUUGUUGGAUGUUAUACUCAGAUUCCGUCUACAUCGUUACGCACUAGUCGCGGACAUCGCAAAAAUGUACCGCAUGGUGCAAGUUCAGCCUGCCGAUCAGCCUCUGCAAAGGAUUCUAUGGCGAGAUUCAUCAGCAGAACCCAUCAAAAUCUUCCAAUUGACUACGAUCACGUAUGGCACGGCUUCCGCGCCGUAUUUGGCGACAAAAUGUUUGCAGACAUUAGCAGAAGAUGGUCAACAGACACACCCUAUUGCUGCGAAGGUGGUCCGGCAGGAUUUUUAUGUAGACGAUAUGUUGUCCGGAGUGGACGAACCUGAGGAAGGUAGAAUGUUUGUCAACGAGAUGAUCAGCCUAAUGGAAUCAGCGGGAUUCUCGUUACGAAAGUGGAACUCCAACUGCAGGGAGAUUCUGUUAGAGGUACCAGAACAUCUGAGAGAUGAUCGCACUAUUCUCCAGCUUGAUUCCCCAACAUCCACCGUUAAAACGCUAGGUUUACUGUGGGAACCCAGUACAGAUCGAUUCCAAUUCAGCACCCCGCAGUGGAACUCAUCGGCGGUCAUCACCAAACGCACCGUUCUUUCGGAUGUCUCUCGACUUUUCGAUCCACUCGGACUGGUAGGGCCCGUUAUCAUACAGGCCAAGAUGUUCAUUCAAGAAUUGUGGAAACUUGACUGUGGUUGGGAUGAACCACUUUCCGAAGGCAUGCAGGAUCGCUGGCAUGAAUAUCAUCGAAACCUGACUGGCCUUGAGGGAUUGUCUGUACCUCGCUGGGUUGAAAUCAGAUCCGAUACCAUAAACAUACAGCUCCAUGGGUUCUGUGAUGCCUCUGAGAAGGCAUAUGGGGCCUGCGUCUACUUGAGAAGUAUCUCCAAUAGCGGGUCAGUUGCUGUACACCUACUGGCAUCGAAGUCCCGUGUCGCCCCUCUUGAGAACCUGAAAAGGAAGAAGCAACGCCAAACGAUUCCGCGCUUGGAGCUUUCUUCAGCUUUACUCCUUUCCCACCUCUACGAAAGAGUGGUCAGUAGCACACACAUCACAGCCCCAGCUUUCUUUUGGACAGAUUCGAUGAUUGUUAAGUGCUGGUUAGCAUCAUCACCGUCGCGAUGGAAAGAAUUCGUUGCGAACCGAGUUUCAGAAAUCCAGCAUAUAACGAAAGGCAGCAUCUGGAAUCACGUAUCAGGAGUUGAAAACCCAGCCGAUAUAGUUUCUAGAGGCAUGACACCUGCGCAGCUGCAGUACCAAUCGCUAUGGUUUGGUGGACCUCACUGGCUGCUUCCGGAGCAAGAUAACUGGCCGGGAACACUGCAAGCUUGCGAAGACAGCAUUGACAGAUCAGUACUAGAGGAAAAAGGAGCCGUUGUCGCAGUUCUGAAAUCCGUUUCUCCCAGUGAGCUGUUUAACCUGCGAUCAACUUACACUGGAUUGGUGCGACUCACAGCAUACAUUUGUCGGUUCCGUUUCAACGCUCAAGCUGUGCAAAUCGGAAUCGCCGAAACCUUGGAAGUUUAA
Molecule: messenger RNA, 2433 nt
Organism: Topomyia yanbarensis
Lineage: Eukaryota; Metazoa; Arthropoda; Insecta; Diptera; Culicidae
Exons: 1
Coding region: 1-2433 (810 amino acids)
Source: RefSeq, a predicted model, not a curated record